AUGGAUCGAGGGUUAGAUUCUCAGCCAAAUCCUUCACCAAGCCCAAUCGACAAAUCUAGGGUUUUAGAACUGAAGCCAUUGAGGCGUCUUGUCCCGGUUUUCCCAAACUCAAACGGCUCAUCUUCAGUUUCAACCCCACAUCCCACACCUUUUACUUGUAUUUCUCCAUCUGGCCCUUUCCCACCUGGCGUCCAACCAUUUUACCCGUUUAUGGCCUCAAACGGGUCUCCGCAAAACCCACCAGCCGCCCAAAAUGGUAAUUUUACCAACAUACAAUCUCCAAUUCCCUUGAAUUCCUUUAAGACCCCAAUACCCCAACCAAACGGGUCGGCUGGUCCCAAAAGGCCGAAUGCCCAAAGUAAUUCAAGUAAACGAAAAUCUCGGGCCAGCGAAAGAUUCGAAAAUGGCUCCUCCUCCGAUUUCGAUUUCGAUUCCUUGGCUAAUACCUUCAUCACCUCCUUCAACCUCAACGAUUUCGAAAGCUUCAAAAAAUCCCAUACCGACAAGGAAGUAGCCGAAACCAUACUCUUGGUCUUCGAUUUGCUCCGCCGUAAGCUCACCCAGCUCGAAGAAUCCAAGAACAUCGUCCUCGGGCUUAUCCGCCAGCCCGGCCCGAAAGCCGGGGCCCUCUUAACUUCCAGAGGGCUGCGCGCGAACAGCUCCAAACGAGUCGGCCAUGUCCCUGGAGUCGAAGUUGGCGACAUUUUCUUCUUCCGAAUGGAGCUUUGCAUUGUCGGCCUUCACGCACCUAGCAUGUCGGGUAUCGAUUACAUGAGCGUGAAGCUGAGCAUGGACGAAGAGCCAGUUGCCGUAAGUAUAGUCUCGUCCGGAGGUUAUGACGACGCCGAAGGAGGAAAUAAUAAUGGGGAUGUGUUGAUAUAUUCCGGUCAAGGUGGGGUCCAGAGGAAAGACGGUCAAAUGUUUGACCAGAAGCUGGAAAGGGGAAAUCUUGCGCUCGAGAAGAGUCUCCAUCGAGGGAAUGACGUUCGGGUCAUCAGGGGUAUAAAGGACAUUUCGGGCUCGACGGGGAAGAUUUACGUCUACGAUGGUUUGUAUAGAAUUCGCGAGUCGUGGGCCGAGAAGAAUAAAUCGGGAUGCAGCGUUUUUAAGUACAAGCUCGUUCGAAGUCCCGGGCAGCCAGAGGCGUUUGCUCUGUGGAAAAUGAUUCAGCAGUGGAAGGACGGGAGCACGAUUCGGGCGGGAGUGAACCUUCCGGAUCUUUCUUCGGGCAGCGAGUCGCUGCCCGUGGCUUUAGUUAACGAGGUUGACGGGGAAAAGGGGCCGACUUUUUUCACGUACGAACGAAGCUUAAAAUACGGGAAACCGUUUUAUAGUUCGAAUGAUCCUUCUCCGGCGUGCGGUUGUAAAGGCGGGUGUCAGCCGGGGAACACCGAUUGCCCCUGCAAUCGGAAAAAUGACGGUCUUGCCCCUUACUCUUCACUCGGUGGACUCUUGACCGAAAAAUCGAUAAUUUAUGAAUGUGGGAGAACGUGCCCUUGUCCUCUGAAUUGCAGGAAUCGACUUUCUCAGUCUGGAAUUAAGGCUCGUUUGGAGGUUUUCAAGACGAGGAACAGAGGAUGGGGGCUUAGAUCGUUAGACCCGAUUCGAGCGGGUUGGUUUAUCUGCGAGUACGCGGGUGAUGUCAUCUCUUCGGCUGAUGAUGAAAGCAACAACAAUACUAAUAAUAAUAAUAACAGUUAUAUUUUCGACUCGACACGUUACUAUGAGCCACAAGCUCCUUUCCCGCUUGUUAUAAACGCGAAGAAGAAUGGGAAUGUGGCUCGAUUUAUGAAUCAUAGCUGCUGGCCGAACGUGAUUUGGCGGCCGGUUUUGCGCGAGAGCUAUAACGAGACGUUUAUGCAUGUUGCGUUCUUUGCGGUGAAGCAUAUUCCUCCCAUGCAGGAGCUAACGUUUGAUUAUGGGAUAGUGAGGCCCGAGAAAGGAGGAGAUUUUGGAAAGAGAAAAUGCCUUUGUGGGUCAUUUAAGUGCAGAGGUUCUCUUUUCGAGAACGUCAAGAGUUCGACAGGGGAUGAAUAUGAUCGAUAUUGGGAUUGUUUAGACAUACUAUAUGUGCUUCGCAACAGAGAAAUUAUGCUAGCAGAAAUGGCUCUGGCAAAGCCCAUUUCCAAAUUCAACCCCUCAAUCCCAAGAAUCGGAAGCCCAAUUUCCCCGCAAUGCCGGAAAACCCGUUUCGCCGUCAGAAUGUCUUCCGCCGCUCCGGCGGCGGCGGGCGGCAAGAAUAAAAAGAGCCAGAAACAAGAAAUCAAGGAGACCCUCCUGACGCCGAGGUUCUACACGACGGACUUCGACGAGAUGGAGCAGCUCUUCAACGCGAAGAUCAACCGGAACCUGAACAUGGACGAGUUCGAGGCCCUGCUGCAGGAGUUCAAAACCGAUUUCAACCAGACCCAUUUCGUGAGGAGCAACGAGUUCAAGGAGGCGGCCAAGAAGAUCGAGGGCCCUAUGAGGAGAAUUUUCGUGGAGUUUCUGGAGAGGUCUUGCACGGCCGAGUUCUCCGGGUUUCUUCUGUACAAGGAGCUGGGGAGGAGGCUAAAGAAAACUAACCCUGUGGUUGCUGAGAUUUUCUCCCUCAUGUCUAGAGACGAAGCUCGACAUGCUGGGUUUCUGAACAAAGGUUUAUCAGACUUCAAUUUGGCUUUGGACUUGGGAUUUCUUACAAAGGCCCGAAAGUACACGUUUUUCAAGCCCAAGUUCAUUUUCUACGCAACUUACUUGUCCGAGAAGAUUGGCUACUGGAGAUACAUUACGAUUUACAGGCAUCUCAAGGAAAACCCCGAUUAUCAAUGCUAUCCGAUUUUCAAGUAUUUUGAGAACUGGCACAGCCACAGUUCCUCAACGACUGGAAGGCGAAGCUGUGGGCCCGUUUAUGUGACAAUGUACCUUAACGACUGCCAAAGAACAGCUUUUUAUGAGGGAAUUGGCCUCGAUACGAAGGAGUUUGACAUGCAUGUCAUCAUUGAGACAAAUCGCACGACUGCAAGAAUAUUCCCGGCUGUGCUGGAUGUUGAAAACCCAGAAUUCAAAAGGAAGUUGGAUCGGAUGGUGGAGAUAAACGAGCAAAUACUUGCGAUUGGGGAGAGUGAUGAUAUCCCAUUUAUGAAGAACAUGAAGAGGAUUCCCCUUAUUGCGGCUUUAGCUUCUGAGUUGUUUGCUGCGUAUCUCAUGAAACCCAUCGAGUCUGGCUCGGUUGACUUUGCCGAGUUCUACGGAUCGAAGCUGGUCGAAUUCAAUUCUUCAUUUUCUGGUACGAAGCUCGUUUUCGUUUCCGAUUCGUUUCGUUCAUAUCAUAUUCCAGCUCUUAGAAGUGUCAUGACUGAAAGGUUUAUGUACUUAUACCUCCUGGCUAAGUAUGUUUGUGCUGCACUUGACUGUUUAGAUGGAGGUGGAGCUGCGGCUAUUUUCUCUCCAGAAGCUAAAAUAAUGGCUGGUUCAAGGGUUGCUCAUGCCACUUUAAAAGGACCAAGUGUGGUGAAGGAGAUAUUGAUCGGGAUUGCGCUUGGAAUUGCUGCUGGUAGCGUGUGGAAAAUGCACCACUGGAACGAGCAGAGGAAAGUUCGGGAGUUUUACGAUUUGCUGGACAAAGGUGAAAUCUCUGUGGUUGCUGCCGAGGAAUAAAUUGUUCCCAAAUAUUUCUCGUUUGAUGGUUGAACUCUUCUUUAUUGAUACAAUGGUGAUCUGAGUUCAAAUUAGUUGGCUUUUGAGUUGAACAUGAGCUCGUUGUGUUUGAAAUUUCGACAAAAUAAGUUGUAUGUGAUUUAACAAGGUCGACACUUUUAUUGUUUCUUGAUAUGCUGAAGUGUUUGGGGAAUUUGCACCAUUGCUUUUGGUUUUCUCUUGGUUGAGUUUGCUAUUUAGGUUUAUUUUUAGUUUUUUAUGCGACGUAUAACAUAACGAAAAUCAAAAGGUUCAGCGAAUUCGUGUAUUUAGGUGGCUUUUAAGAUUGCAGUUUUUGCAGUUUGAAAAUUGUUGCUAUUAUUUGCAUUGUGUUGUAUGUUUAUAUACAGGCAAAAGCUUAUUUGGAUUUGGACAUAGAUUGGAAUUUCAAUGGUUAAGACUUGCAUCUGGUUUAUA
Molecule: messenger RNA, 4092 nt
Organism: Striga asiatica
Lineage: Eukaryota; Viridiplantae; Streptophyta; Magnoliopsida; Lamiales; Orobanchaceae
Source: the annotation of a GenBank genome assembly